This is a messenger RNA of Lodderomyces pseudojiufengensis, 888 nucleotides long. RefSeq lists its product as uncharacterized. NCBI's taxonomy places the organism in Eukaryota, Fungi, Ascomycota, Pichiomycetes, Serinales, Debaryomycetaceae. The transcript has a single exon. The record is from RefSeq and is a predicted model, not a curated record. Bases 1 to 888 code for a protein of 295 amino acids.
AUGGAUAAUAAUCGACAGAAUAGGAAAAGAACAAAAUCACAUCAUCACAACGGACGUUUCUCCAAUCAUAGAACACCGCAUCACUCAUCAGUCUCGACGUCUAAAUCAUCAACGUAUGUGCCUAAUAACUUCAAUACUUCACCUAUACAACUCCAAUUAAAGACAGAAGAGCUAAAUGGAGAUUCACCAAAGUCAAAAGCUGCUCCAGUUUCAGUUGAUGACGCAAAAGUAAUAUCUUUUUUAUCAAAGUUACAAUCUAAACUAACCCUAUCCUAUUCAAAUGAAUUGACUCACGUUACACUAAUUUUGAGUAAAAUGGAAUCACGACUAUUACAAGAAGAUCAAACGUUAAAACAACUGAUGGUGGAACAUUUCAAAAUAAAGGACUUGGUAUUUACAGAAGGCACGAAUGAAGGAAGUAUUGAUUCACUCGUAACAAUAUAUGGCACUCCAUUUGCCAUGUCGAAAGCUUCCACAUUUUUGAUAUACAAAAUAAAUAGUCAAAUAAACAAUUUAAACCAAGAACCGUUUACUUUAAAAUCAUCGAAUUACAAAAUUCAUUUAUUAGUUGAGAAUGCCAGUCAGGUGUAUAAUAUUAAGUACAUAGAUAAUUUAUCUAUUAGCUAUGGAGAGUCAGGACUUUACAAUAUUUUCAUACAGGGUGAUCUCACAUCUAUUUUCAACUUCAUGUUGCAUUUAACUGAACGGAAAUGGAACGAGGUCAAACUUGAAGAUGUUCCUUUAAACGCCACUUUUGGAAUUCAUUUGGAUUCGGCUUUGAAGAACAUAUCAGAACAGAAUUUAAAAAUUAAACUGAGAAGUGAAUCUAAAUUAUUAAAGUAUUUAUACCCAUCCUCCAAAUUAAAACAGUUAUCAGCAGAAACCUAA